AUGGUUGUUUUGUCUCAACCACUUGUAGAAAACUUUUCACACAUUAAAACAUGCAAACAUAACAACACUACUAGUGAUCAUGUUUACACUGGUAUUAUUCCAGUAAUAGACUUAUUAGACCCUGAAGCCAACAACCUUAUUAUAAAAGCUUGUCAAGAAUUUGGUUUCUUUAAGGUGGUAAAUCAUGGUGUCCCUAUUGAAACAAUUACCAAAUUAGAAAAUGAAUCUAUCAACUUCUUCAACUUGUCCCAAAUUGAGAAAGACAAAGUUGGCCCUGCUAACCCUUUUGGCUAUGGUAACAAAAGAAUUGGCUCUAAAGGUGAUGUUGGUUGGGUUGAAUAUUUACUCUUCACAACUAAUCCUGAACUCAAUCACAACAAAUCCAUCACUAUUCCUGGAAAUUCCCUUCUCUUUUGGGGACUUGUGAAAGAGUAUAUAAGUGCAGUAAGAAAUAUGGGAUGUAUGGUGCUAGAAAUGAUAGCAGAAGGGUUGAAUAUAGAACCAAAGAAUAUACUAAGUAGGAUGCUAAGUGAUGAAAAAAGUGACUCAUGUUUUAGGCUAAAUCACUAUCCACCAUGUCCAGAGUUGCUUCAAGCAUUGAGUGGUAGAAAUUUGAUUGGUUUUGGUGAACACACAGACCCACAAGUAAUAUCAGUUGGAAGAUCUAAUAACACAAGUGGCCUCCAAAUCUCUCUGAAAGAUGGGACAUGGAUCUCAGUCCCACCUGAUCCCUACUCUUUUUUCAUCAAUGUUGGUGACUCAUUGCAGGCAAUGAGUAACGGAAGGUUUAUGAGUGUGAGGCACAGAGUGAUCGCAGAUUGUUUGAAAGCCAGGGUGUCAAUGGUUUACUUUGGAGGGCCACCAUUGAGUGAAAAGAUAGCACCUUUAUCAUGUCUAAUGGAGGAACCUAAUGAGCAAAUUCUCUACAAUGAGUUCACAUGGUCUGAAUACAAGAUAUCAGCUUAUAAGACAAGGCUUGGUGAUAAUAGGUUGUCCCUCUUUGAAAAGAAUGCUCAAUCAUGA
Solanum tuberosum (potato) is the source of this 1023-nucleotide messenger RNA. It is a transcript of the gene GA2OX1, whose product is annotated as gibberellin 2-oxidase 1. The record is from RefSeq and is marked provisional. The coding region runs from base 1 to 1023 and encodes 340 amino acids. The transcript is spliced from 3 exons. Lineage: Eukaryota; Viridiplantae; Streptophyta; Magnoliopsida; Solanales; Solanaceae.